GGCUGGAACUGUCUGUGGCAUUAGCCUCAGCAGACUCAGUCACACACACAAAACGAGAGAGAGUGGAGACACCAGGCACCAGCAGGGCUGAAACAUACUGAGGGCUGAAGAGCAGAAGCUGACAGAGUAGUUUCAAAGCAGUUGUUUCUUCAAGAAUAUCACAGUGUGCUUGGACUUGGAGGUUUGUGGAGUGUUUGUUGGCUGGACUUUGGAGAGACUGUUACCUUGUUGUUCCUGAGAAAACGUCAUCUCUUUAAAUAGGACACAGCAGAGAGACAAAUUAAGACUGUCUGCAGAGGGUUUAAUUUCACUGGGCUCCUGUUCUGCCAUGGCUGCUGUACGUCAGAUGGUUAUGGAGGCCUCUGGCUUCCAUGUCCUGCCAGCUCACCUUAUGGCGUCAGCUAUGGAGGAGUUUCCCCAGCAGUUGCCUGUCCCAAAGGGCCCGGCAAGGGGCAAGAGCCGCUCCCGUCGACCUCGCGAGGCCCGCUUCAAAACACAGCCUGUCACCUUUGCUGAGAUCCAAGAGGUAGAAGAAGAAGGUUCUUCACCCCUGGAGGAGGAAAGGGCACGGCGCUCCUUCUUGCAAUCACUGGAGAACCUGCGGCGGAGCACACAGACCCUCCACUGCCCACCGGCUGCCCAUCACAGCUCCACCCCUACACCCACACAGGCCAGCCUGGACUCCAGUGACUCCGAUUCCACCCAGUGAGGGGAGAGAUGUGACCUUCUCCUGGCACCCAUGUUCCUCGUUUUGCCUUGAUGCCGCUUCAAAUGGAGGCCACCUGAACUGAACCAAAAUGGCCUGUCUGCCAGGCUGCCUGUGUGUAAGCUGCUGCUCUCAUUCAAAAGCCUGCAUUUUAAAAAUACUAACAUGUGAACGCACGCUAUAGAGCUUGAAGAUGCACUUCCAGCACAUCUGUUAUGAGCUCCACCACAGGCUGGUUACACUGUUCCACAGAUAUGAUGAGUGUAAAUGAGUGUAGCAGAUACAGUGUUGAGCACACCACUCUUUAUAUGUAUUCCUUAUCUACUAUAGAUGUCUGGGAAAAACUUGAAGGAUGAAAGAAAGCUGAUAUUUUCCCAUUUUAAAGCUGUAUAGGUAUUUUUGUUUAAAUCCAUAUUUUUCUACUUGAGUCAUCAUAGAAAGGACUGUUAAAAGUUUUAGUAUUGUGACUUACAAGACUGUAAAUACUUCGACUAAGCAAAGCGCCCAGCAUCGAAAGUGACCUGGCUGUCACUGAAGCAGCAGAGUACCACUGAAAAAGCUUCUUUUCCAGCUUCAGUUCACAAGCAAAAACUUCCUUUCAAUGUACAUGUCUUUAUUUAUUUUCUUAUUUUGUUCAUAACCAAGCAGAGUUGUAGAUGUAAUAUUUUAUUGUUCUUUCUGACGUCUAAAGUCACCUUGACUUUCAAAGAAAAAUAUAACCUUUAUACUUGUUUUUGUUUUACUUUAUACAUAUAUGUUUGUCAUAUGUACCUAAAUAAAUAUUUUCAAAUAUUUUAAACCA
Molecule: messenger RNA, 1508 nt
Organism: Archocentrus centrarchus (flier cichlid)
Lineage: Eukaryota; Metazoa; Chordata; Actinopteri; Cichliformes; Cichlidae
Gene: c6h11orf96
Product: chromosome 6 C11orf96 homolog
Exons: 1
Coding region: 329-709 (126 amino acids)
Source: RefSeq, a predicted model, not a curated record